Messenger RNA from Tetrahymena thermophila SB210, 1221 nucleotides. RefSeq names its product von willebrand factor type A domain protein. Lineage: Eukaryota; Ciliophora; Oligohymenophorea; Hymenostomatida; Tetrahymenidae. The transcript has a single exon. The record is from RefSeq and is a predicted model, not a curated record.
AUGGGAAAGAGUAUUAAAAAGGAUUCAGACAAAUCUAAAAAAAUUUAAAGAUAGAACACUAUGGAAUAAACUGCUGAUGAAGCAAAAGAAUUCCUUGCAAAUUAUGAUAAAAUCCUAAAGAGACAGCAAAGAGAAAGGUAGCUAAUGAAAUAAAAAAUUGAAAAACUUGAAAAUUCUAAAAGAGUUAAAAAGUCUACUAAAAAGGUUGCAAGUCUUAAGAAAGCUAAAGAUACCAAAGCACUACCAGCUUCACCAAAAAAAACAACUACAAAUAAAAAAAAAGUGACUCCUACUAAAAUAGCAGCAAGCACCCCAAAAACUACUAAAGCUGCAAAAGCACCAAAGACCAAAAUUGCUUCUUCAACUUCUGUUUUAUCUCAUUCAUAUCCAUACGCAAUACAAAAUGAUUGUAAUUCUUGCAGUACUAUUGCCUCCACUGAAGUGUUGAUAAAUAAGGACUUAGGAAACUAAAUAAUCAAGAAGUCUCUAAAGGGUUAAGCUAAAGCAGAGGAUGUUGCAUAGAAAAAGGCUAAGCCAUUGCGCACAAAAACAGGUGAAAAACUUGCUGCAGGUAUGGUAGAUGUUGUGUUUUGUUGUGAUACUACUUCAUCUAUGUCCUCUUAUAUAAACAAAUGCAAGGAUACGGUCAACUAAAUCAUAAAAAAUAUUCUGGAUAAGACAUAGGGAGAAGGAAUUUCUGUAAAAUUUGGAUUUGUAGCUUAUAGAGAUCAUCCUCCUUAAGAUAAUAGCUACUUAACAUGUAGCUACGAUUUAACCUCUGAAGAUGAAAUAAAACAGUUUAUUUAGACGCUAUCUGCAUUUGGAGGAGGAGACUACCCUGAAGCUGUUAUGGAUGGGUUAUAUGUUUCUGCAAAGCAUAUGAGCUGGAGAGAUAGUACCCACAUUCCAAGUCUUAGAUACAUAUUCCACAUUACAGAUGCUCCUCCUCAUGGUAGCGAAUAUGGUAGCUGGUCAAGUGGUAAAGGUUGCAAAUGUGGUAUUGAUAUAAAUAAAUUAUCACAUAUUAUUAACAUGAGACAAAUACAUUAUAGAUUAGUAAGUACUGAAACUACAAAUCUAUAAAAAAUGGCAGAAAUAUUCAAAAGUAAAAUAAUAGAUUACGAAGAGUGUACUCUUAAUAAUGCUUCUGAAAUGGAUAUUAAAAUAUCUGAUAUGAUUAUUAGAGAACUCUUACCUGAUAUGGUAGAAGAAGAUUUUUGA